Molecule: messenger RNA, 846 nt
Organism: Seminavis robusta
Lineage: Eukaryota; Bacillariophyta; Bacillariophyceae; Naviculales; Naviculaceae
Source: the annotation of a GenBank genome assembly
AUGGCUCAAGCAGCGGACGGCUCCGUCGUCACCAUUGAUGUCUCAACCUACGAUGUAUUUGCCGCCAAACAGUUUGCGGGAAACCAACUGGCCGUGUUCUCGGGAGCGGCGUGUCAAGAUCUCACCACGGAGCAAAUGCAGCAGCUUGCCAAGGAAAUGAACUAUGCCGAAUCCACAGAUGAUGGAACAACAACAAAGUCGGUCCUCUUGGAGUGCCAAGGAGGGACCAUUCCAGUCUCACAGGACAAAGCCGAUGGUUGUCUAUGGAUGGAACAACAACCUCCCAAAUUAGAAAUGCAACAGAAGAAUGCUAGUAUUGACUUAGAAGAGGUUGCCCAAGCACUCGAUUGCGACAUGGACGCGCUCGAUCCCAAAUAUCCAGCUCACGUGUUUUCUACGGGAGGGACCUGUUUCCUGGUUGUGGCCGUCAAAUCCUUUUCACAGUUGCAAACCAUUCAUCAUCCGGGUCCCACCAUGUUUCCCUUUUGCCACCGCUGGGGUGCCGUUGGGAUCUAUCUAGUCACUAAGGAAGGCCGUGAUGCGUCCCAUUCCAUUUCGGCUCGAUCCAUGAUUGCCGAAAUGGCCGUGCCCGAAGAUCCUGCCACGGGGAGUGCCUGUGGGUGUUUUGCGGGCUGGGCGGUUCAUACCGGGUUUCUCGAUCUAUCAUCACGUGAUGAGGACAAAACGUUUACCGUUGGGCAAGGCCAUGAAAUGGGACGCCCGUCCCUCUUGCGAGUGCGAGUUGACACCAAGGAACAUGCCAACAACCUCAAAGUUCAGGUGGGUGGUUCGGUCAUUCCUGUAGUGGAGGGAGGUCGUAUUACCGUCCGGUCAAGUCAACAUUGA